GUGUUGCAAUUUUGUUGUGUUGCAGGAACUUGUGAGUGGACGAUGGUGCGGAGUUGAAAAAAGGAGUCGUGACUCGCCUCGGUGGCGGCCGGUGACGAAUGCGUUCGCGGCUGUGGGGGUUCCAGUUGUUGGCCGUUCGUGACGACGAGGAUGACAACAUGAACUGCUCGGGAAGGAAUCGCAUCGACGUUCGCGAAAGGAAACUUCUUAGAUUCCCCGUGAGCAUGUCUGGAGAAGUGCAGCAUCUGUUGCAAUUCCUCAAGCUUGUUACGGGCUUAUCUGGGUAUUUGGUCUUGUUUGCGUCACGGGCAGAAAGGUUGCGCAAGGUCCGUGAAGCUAAUGGAGUGGCAGUGAUAAACCCGCUGACAGAAGGAGAUCGUGGAGACGCCUUGAUCAACCGCAAACUGCCGAAAGAAUUGCUCUUGAGGAUCUUCUCGCACCUCGACGUGGUGACGCUAUGCCGUUGCGCACGAGUGUGCAAGUACUGGAACGUACUGGCCCUGGACGGAUCCAACUGGCAAAAGAUC
Molecule: messenger RNA, 527 nt
Organism: Notodromas monacha
Lineage: Eukaryota; Metazoa; Arthropoda; Ostracoda; Podocopida; Cyprididae
Source: the annotation of a GenBank genome assembly